GACAUUUAGGCUUUAGCUCAACAUUCAACAUGGUAGUAGGAGCAGACGAUUUUUCGACUCACAUGAGUCACAUGUCACAUCGCGUUUCUGUGCCUUGUUUCGUUCAUCCAUAUUCCCAUAUUGCAAAAUUGACUGUCAAUUCAUUGGAUCGAAAUGUCUUCUGUUGUUAUUGAUGAAAUUAGAGUAGCUGACCGAGGAAAGAAGUUGGAGCCUUUGCAAAUUCAGUUCUCACACUGCCAGUCUCCUUUGAAACCUGAGGGUCUUAAGAAUAUAAAAUCAGGGAUUUAUUCAGACAGUGAAUUCAAAAAUGAAUAUGUUGCCAUUUGUCAAGUUGACAAUCAGCGAUACAUGGGUGGCACCAAAGGACAAAACCAGAAAGAAAGUCCAAUGUUGUACAUUGCAUUAAGAAAUAGAGUGACAAGCAAGGUUAAGCUAGUGGAGAUUUCAAAAGUUUCAUUAUCUCCAGUUGUACAAUAUCCCCCCACUACUAACCCUGUUUUGAUUGAUGAUGGGAGUUCCAAUAUGGAAAAACAAUUUGUCCAUAGGUUUGGUAUGCUUAAAGGUCAAAGAAUGUAUGAUCAAGCUGAACGUCUUACAGUGAAAGCUGAAAAUGUGAAAGCAAAUCUAGAAAAUGCUGCUAUUGGUACAGCUAUACAAGAUAGUGAAUUGGUUGUUCCCAAAAGUUCAGAUUCUUAUGAAACAAUGUUACCACCAAGAAAUACAGAUACAAAAUUGCCUAGUCAAGUGUAUCAGAUUGAAAACAUUGUUUCUGAAAAUGACAUGACAGCUUUGGAAGGAAUCACACUAAAGCUGAUGGCUGAUGAGUCUGAUCCUGAUACACAGGAAAAAUUCAAGGAGUUUUCUGUUUAUUUCACUAAAGAGUUCAGCCGCUUAAUGAAGUCAAGUCACCUCAACAAAGAAGAAAAAUUGCGAUGUUUGAAAGCACUUCUAUACACUGAGUGUCUCAUAAAAUGUUCUGCAAUUAAGAAGAAAUCAAUUACCCGUGAUCUUUUAGAUCAAAGUCUACCAACAUCAAUCCCGGACAGUGUGAGAAAAAGUAUUAAGGACAAAUUUGUAGAAGGCUGGACCUUAUCCAAGAUGAGUAGAGAUAAAAUCAUUUGCCAUGCAAUAGCACUCGCGCUUGCUGUAGGUAGUUGCAGCGUUGAUGCUGAAAGCUUCAGUUCUAGUUUGAAACUCGAUAUGCAGUCCCUUGAAAACUUGAUUCGGGUGGUUGGCGCUCGAACAGAUAAGGAUAAAUCUAACGGAGCCUCCAAGAUUGUUCUCAAAAUUCCUCUGACUUUACCUCCUCAGAAGAGGGGUCAGAUGAAAAGAAAAGAAAGAAGAUAACCACAAAAGGACUGAGUUAAAAAUAUCACUGAAAAUACACUCUUCCCGUUAAAAAAAAUUGUAUUUACUAGUCAUUUCUCUGCUAAAAAUCAGCGAUAGAGGCAGUGUUAGUUUCUUAGUUACGUAUUACGAAUUCAGGUUAUUCAUCAGCUAUAUCAAGAUAGGCAAUGCACAUGUCGAGAUCGUCGCUAUCACCUCGUAAACGCUCGAGUCUGUAAAAAUAAAAGUAACGACGAACUAAAUAAUAAAUUAUUAGAUUUUUAUAUUUAAUCUUACCGUUUUUUUAUUUCAUGCCUCCAUUCUAAUUCUCCAUCAGCGCUCUUCAGAGCUUUCAAGCAAUUGGUACUAAGAGAUUUGAAACAUUGUUUUCUUACAGAAUUAUGUUGUGCGUUAUCCCAUAUAGGAGUAGCUUUUACAAGAUUCCAAGCAUUCAACGUAAACUCAACAACACUUUUCCAUUGUCUACUUUCUACUAGCUGCUUACAGUAAUCCAAGAGACGUUUCUAAAAUCAUAUUUAAAUUAAUUAUCUGUUUUUGUUUUCUUAAACGCACGCUAUCACCUUAAAAGCCGAAAGAUGAACUGAUGUUUUGUUGUAAGCGGCGGAAUCCGUUUUGGACGACAAUCGACAAUUCGGUAAAGAUUUAAAAAUAUUUUUCUUUAAAUAUGAUAGUUCAUCCAACAUGGGUUGCAGGUCUGGUUCUGGGAGUAAAGACUCUAGUUUCUGCAAUUAAGAUUAAAUUAGUUGUUCUUUGUGAUUGACAGGAAAUUUAUAAGAAACAAAAAUUACUUACUUGUUUGACUUCUUCGUUUAUUGUUGCCAGAUUCUGAAUAACGCUAAUGAGCUGAGAACGAGACAAUCCAUUAAGAACAAGAUCUAAUGGCACAGGAUCGUCUUCUAACUUUAUUGGUUUUCUGUUUGAUGAUGAUGAAAGCUAAAAAUAAACAUAUUUUUUUUCAA
This is a messenger RNA of Daphnia pulex (common water flea), 2306 nucleotides long. RefSeq names its product DNA-directed RNA polymerase I subunit RPA49-like (gene Polr1E). Gene Ontology annotation, cellular component: RNA polymerase I complex. Bases 154 to 1347 code for a protein of 397 amino acids. The record is from RefSeq and is a predicted model, not a curated record. Gene Ontology annotation, molecular function: DNA binding. Lineage: Eukaryota; Metazoa; Arthropoda; Branchiopoda; Diplostraca; Daphniidae. Gene Ontology annotation, biological process: transcription elongation by RNA polymerase I; RNA polymerase I preinitiation complex assembly; nucleolar large rRNA transcription by RNA polymerase I. The transcript has 8 exons.